AUGCUGCGCUGGACCGAGACAUACGUGCGCUGGUCUCCCAAAGGCACCUACUUGGCCACCUUCCACCAAAGGCCUUGUGGGGCGGUGAGAAGUUCAAGCAGAAAACACUCCCUGUGUCGCUUUCAGUCAAUUGGCCUGCUCGACAAGAAGAGCCUUAAGAUCAGCGGAAUCAAGGACUUCUCGUGGUCUCCGGGCGACAACAUCCUCGCGUUCUGGGUGCCUGAGGACAAGGACAUCCCGGCCAGGGUGACUCUGAUGCAGCUGCCUUCCCGCCAGGAGAUCCGAGUGCGCAACCUCUUUAACGUGGUGGACUGCAAGCUGUACUGGCAGAGGAAUGGAGACUACCUGUGCGUGAAGGUGGACAGGACUCCCAAAGGGACACGCAGCGAAAGGGAACGGAACAAACCAUACAUGGGCUUGCUUUUUUCACAAUCUGUCAAUCAAUCGGAUACAAUUUUUGUUUGA
This is a messenger RNA of Syngnathus typhle (broad-nosed pipefish), 465 nucleotides long. Its product is annotated as eukaryotic translation initiation factor 3 subunit B-like. The record is from RefSeq and is a predicted model, not a curated record. Gene Ontology annotation, cellular component: eukaryotic translation initiation factor 3 complex. The coding region runs from base 1 to 465 and encodes 154 amino acids. Gene Ontology annotation, molecular function: translation initiation factor binding; translation initiation factor activity; RNA binding. NCBI's taxonomy places the organism in Eukaryota, Metazoa, Chordata, Actinopteri, Syngnathiformes, Syngnathidae. The transcript has 2 exons. Gene Ontology annotation, biological process: translational initiation.